CUUCCGCUUCCCCGUGUCCUUGCAACCAUGCCUGAGAUGAGCAAAGAGACUAAGCAGCGCUUGCAAAAGGUUUUCAAAUGCGGACAGUUCACCAUCCGCUGGGGAUUUAUCCCCCUCGUCCUGUAUUUAGGGUUUAAAAGAGGAGCAGAGCCUGGUAUGCCUGAGCCGAACAUUCUUAGGUAA
Bombina bombina (fire-bellied toad) is the source of this 183-nucleotide messenger RNA. It is a transcript of the gene TOMM7, whose product is annotated as translocase of outer mitochondrial membrane 7. Gene Ontology annotation, biological process: protein import into mitochondrial matrix. The record is from RefSeq and is a predicted model, not a curated record. The transcript has 2 exons. The coding region runs from base 28 to 183 and encodes 51 amino acids. Lineage: Eukaryota; Metazoa; Chordata; Amphibia; Anura; Bombinatoridae. Gene Ontology annotation, cellular component: mitochondrial outer membrane translocase complex.